AUGGCGACUCUCAAAAAAUUCCGUUAUUACCUGCGAGAAACGCAGCCCGCGUCCAUCCCCCUCGCUCCCAGCCGUCCGACCCAGGCUGUGUAUGAGUUCUCGUUGAAGAUCCCUUUGCCCGAGGCAGCAGCGCACCUGGGAGCGCCGCCUGACAAGCAUUUCCAAGUCAAGUGUGAUGCGGCGCCUUUGCUGUGUGUGGAAGCGAUGCUGCUCGAGUGGAUGGCUGAGCCUCGUGUGGGCGUGCUCAUGGACCUGGGGAGGAUCAGAUCCCGCCUGCCUGCUAUUCUAAGCGCCGCAGAUGCCCGAACUACUAGAAGAGCUUCCCCUGCUGCUGCUUCUUCUGGUUCCUCUUCCUCUGUUGGAGCCUCUCCAGCAGGGUCCUGCUGCUGGCGCUGCAGCAGCUGCUGGGCUGCCUACCGCCGGGCCGUCAGCUUUGCUGCCUGCCUCGUGCUUGUAGCGAGGUGCCCGCGGAUUGUGACCCUAUGCAGGGCGCAUGCCGCAACUUCGAAGGCGUAUCCAGCCAUUGUGACUGCGCUAGGGGCACGCAGGCAGAUGGAGACGGACCCUUUUGCUUCCAUGCUGGUUCAGAUCCUUGGUGUGAAAGAAUCCUGGGACCUGGAGGAGGGAUUUGGUGCUCUCAUGCAGAACCUGCUGUCUGGUGGGCUGGAGAAGGCGCAUGCAGAGAAGGAAGGGAGAGGGGGGACAGGAGUUGGAGGGCAGAUGGAGCAUGAUGGGAAUGAAGAAGGGUCAUGGAUGGACAGUGGUGGCAAGGAUGAUAGGGAUGGGGAGGGCGGGCAGUGGACGGAGCAUCUGAAGGGGCUCUUCACGUAUCGUGCUGCCUGCAUUCUGCGCUGGGCCCGCACCUAUGGGUUUGAAAUGGUCCCAGCUAGUCAAUGCUGCAAGGGCAGCCCCCAGGGGAAGGUCCGGCCCAUGCGUCACCCGCUUCGGGACCUCCCGAGCCUGCUGGUCGGGCUUGGCGCCAUCCCCAAGCCUCUGGACCAAGGCGAGUUUCCCUUGGAGUGGGAAGAGUGGCCUCGGGGCGAGGAAGUUACUGCGAAGCUUCCUGAUGAUGCCAGUGCUAGGUUCUUCCACCUGGGGAUAGUGGAGGAAGCGAGGGGGACAGUGGGGGAGCGUGGGGCAGGAAAGAAGGGCGGACAGGGGUCAAAUGCAGGAGGUAAGAUGGGGGACGCGAGGGGGAAAAGAGGAGAUAAAGGGAGGGGCAGGCAGGAGGGAAGGAGGAGAGGGCGUGGGGAAGAAGCGAGAGUUGGAGGAGUGGAGUGUGACUUAGACGAGAGGCUGCCACAGCAGCUGCUCACAAGGCUGCUGCCGCUUGUGCAGAGAAAAUACCCCAUCGUUCGCUGCACUGCCGAUGCCGAAUUCCUGGUGGAGUUUGCGGGGUAUAUGGUGAAGCCUCCUGCAUGCGCUGAGUGCAAGCAGUGUUUUGCUCUCUACCGCCGUAACAUCCCCUUCCUCGCGGUCAUUGCCAACUACGCCUACCGACCUGCCUCCAUCCUUUUCAAGCGCUUUGUAUCCAUCUUCCCUCCUCUCUCUCCCGAAUUCGACCAGCUCGCCGCGCAUUUAGCUUGCUCCUGUGCUCUUCCUCUUGGCGGUGGCCCACAAAUGGGCUUCCCCCAUCCUGGGAACCACUGGUCGCACGUUCCUGCACAGGCCGCGAGUCGCAAAGGAAGAGGACGGCGGGGUGUGGGAGGAGGUGCAGAUGUGGUGCCGGGCGGUGGAGUUGGCAUGGCAGGGCUGCAUGACGCUGGGGGGCGGGGCAUUGCGUUGGAUGUGCAAGGGAGAAAAGAAGUGGGCCGGCUGGUUUGGAGCGGAGGGAGAGGAAACGACGAGUGA
Molecule: messenger RNA, 1851 nt
Organism: Closterium sp. Yama58-4
Lineage: Eukaryota; Viridiplantae; Streptophyta; Zygnematophyceae; Desmidiales; Closteriaceae
Source: the annotation of a GenBank genome assembly